Messenger RNA from Pseudopipra pipra, 1826 nucleotides. It is a transcript of the gene RPL27A, whose product is annotated as ribosomal protein L27a. Gene Ontology annotation, cellular component: cytosolic large ribosomal subunit; ribosome. Gene Ontology annotation, molecular function: structural constituent of ribosome. Gene Ontology annotation, biological process: translation. The transcript has 5 exons. The coding region runs from base 1325 to 1771 and encodes 148 amino acids. Lineage: Eukaryota; Metazoa; Chordata; Aves; Passeriformes; Pipridae. The record is from RefSeq and is a predicted model, not a curated record.
GCGCAAUUCCGAACCUGUCAGUGGUUCUGGUUUGCUGUCAGCCUCAUAGAACAAUAUCGAGGGAUUAUUCACUAAAAAGGUGAAGCCGUUUCCUUUUUUAAUUACUUCCCUCACACUUGUGUGUAUACAAAAGCUUUUAAGUGGACAUGAAAUGUCUGUAAAAUAUCAGGUGCUUUUGAUUCAAUGGAAAUGUCAUCACAAUCAAUAAUUUCCAUUAGUUUUACUAUAUAAUAUGUUCUAAGUUCCAGAAUGACUCCUAGAUGUAAGUCUUCGGAGUGAAAGGAAUAAUGUCACUUGUACAGGUGGCUUCUGGCCUUUUUAUAAACAACAGCUGCUAGUAAAUGUAUGGGGAAAUACAUAUUCCUCUUAAGAAAAUGGUGGAUAAAACAUCAUCAGGACAUGCUGCAGAAUGCUGACGUACAAGACUGUGAUGCUGUAAAAUCCGUCUCCCACACGAAAGCUAUUUUCCUCCAUCUGCACUUUAAAAAUUUAAGGAGAAAGGUUUUAAACAUUUUAUGAUCCAUCAACAUGUUGCUCCUGCUUUUGUAAUGUGAAUCAGAGGAUAGAAAUGGACAUGGUGAGAUCACGUUUCAAAAAAUCUGUAGAUCUUCUUGACCCUCAGACUAUGGCUAUAUAAAACAAUCCCUGUGUCAUUUGGAGGUCUGUGUUUGAAAGGGAAGGAUGAAUGAAAAAUAAGGAGUGUUCUCUUCUAAAUUAGUUACUGAACCUAAUGGGUUUCCUCAGCAUGGAACAUUCCAAGUGCACUGCUUAACUGAGAAGGAAAUCCUGAAAAAACCCAAAUCUAAUAUCAAGUCCUGUGUUUAAAACUGGUAAAGAUCUGUUUAAAAUCUUACAGUAUAAAAUCCAUUAAAAAAACCCUCCAAAAAUCCAUGCUUAAUCAUAGAAUAUUUAAUAGUUGGAGGGGACCCAAAAGGAUCACCGGGCACUCUUAAGGGAAUGGCCCAUACAGGGUUCGAGAACACAGUAACACUCCUCAGGCCUCACUAGUACUCUAGUGUGGCAAAUAACUGUGUUUAAUACAUAGUUAAUACAUAGUGUUUAUUUUCCCGUUGUUAUGGGUGUUUAAUAAAGUGACCCAGCUUGCAAAUUUUCCAAAGUUCUGCUCAAAAUCCAGCCUUUCCUGUGGAUCGCAGCAGGAAUUUCGACAUCAGACAGCGCGCUGUUCCUGCCCACUAAGCUCAGCUCCCGACGCGAUCGCCUCAGCGAAGCCUCGCGAGAGUUCAGCCCCGCCCACCCGCCCGCCGCGCUUUUUUCCGCUCUCGCGAGAACCGCGCCCUUUCUCUUCCUCGCGCACGCCGACAAGAUGCCUUCCAGGCUAAGGAAGACCCGGAAGCUGAGAGGGCACGUCAGCCACGGGCACGGCCGCGUGGGGAAACACAGGAAGCAUCCAGGAGGACGUGGUAAUGCUGGUGGUAUGCACCAUCACAGGAUUAACUUUGAUAAAUAUCACCCUGGUUACUUUGGAAAAGUAGGCAUGAGACACUAUCACUUGAAGAGAAACCAAAAGUUCUGUCCUACUGUCAACCUGGAUAAACUGUGGACGCUCGUCAGUGAACAGACCAGGCUUAAUUAUGCCAAAAAUGAGGCUGGUCUGGCCCCGGUCAUCGAUGUAGUGCGCUCGGGCUACUACAAAGUCCUGGGCAAGGGGAAGCUGCCCAAGCAGCCUGUAAUUGUGAAAGCAAAGUUCUUCAGUAGAAGAGCAGAGGAGAAGAUCAAAGAAGUUGGUGGUGCCUGUGUGCUUGUGGCAUAAAAGUUUUUGUUUUAUUCAAAUUUUUUGAAUAAAAACAAUGGAUAAAAUGAACUGA